This is a messenger RNA of Onychostoma macrolepis, 1765 nucleotides long. RefSeq names its product mitochondrial ribosomal protein L44 (gene mrpl44). Lineage: Eukaryota; Metazoa; Chordata; Actinopteri; Cypriniformes; Cyprinidae. The record is from RefSeq and is a predicted model, not a curated record. Gene Ontology annotation, biological process: rRNA processing; regulation of gene expression; primary miRNA processing. Gene Ontology annotation, cellular component: nucleus. Gene Ontology annotation, molecular function: ribonuclease III activity; double-stranded RNA binding. The coding region runs from base 96 to 1094 and encodes 332 amino acids. The transcript is spliced from 5 exons.
CGCAGUGCUCCAGACACGUGGUGGCGCUGUGGACAGUUUCCUUCCCGCUUUCUGACGCUCUUUCGCGGACUGUGCAGUGUCAGGUCGCGGCUGUCAUGGCGGCGUGCAGGGCGCUCGUGAGUCGCGCUGUAUUACCUCUGCAUUUCCAUCAUGUGUGCAGAGGAGUGAUGCUCACACACAUCAGAGAGAAGAAGAGAUGGAUGAAGGCUUACACGCUCAUCAUGGAGAGGAAGAGAAAGAUGGAGGGACCUCCACCUCCAAAGCCACGCUCCCAGCAGCCAAACUUUGAUUAUCAUGCUGAAGUGGAGGCUUUCAGUGCCCGACUGCAGGAGAGUUUCUCUCUGGAGCUUCUGAAGAUGGCGUUUGUGAGCGCGUGUUACCUGCGAUCUGAGGAGGAGAGGAGGCGAGCGUUGGGCCUUGAUUUGGAGACGACUGCCCUCAACCUGAAAGACAACGGCGAGCUGUGUGUGCACGGUCAACAGUUCACAAAGGGUUUCCUCAGUGACUGGUGCAGGGGCAGCUUUCCCAGCCUGCCUGAAGAGGGUGUGGCAGCUGUCGUCGGCCACCUGACAGGGUCAGAGGUCAUGUGUCACGUCGCACGGAACCUCGCAGUGGAGGAUUUGACGAUGAGUGCAGAGUUUCCUGUUCCAGAUGAAGCCCUGCAAGGAACGUUCUUUGCUGUGAUUGGUGCUCUGGAGCAGAGCAGCGGGCCUGUGCGAGCCGGGCUUUUCAUUAGAGAUUUCCUGGUGACUCAGCUAAUAGGGAAAGAUCUGUUUGACAUGUGGAAAGUGGUUGAUCCCAUGGGGCUGCUGGUUAAAGAACUGACCCGUAAAGGUAUAGCUUUACCUGAGCCCCGCCUCAUCCGGUCUGCUGGCGCCAGUACCGUCCUCCCUCUCUAUUUCGUCGGGCUUUACAGUGACCGUAAGCUGCUGGCUCAGGGUCCAGGCGAGACUGUCCUAGCAGCCGAAGAGGAGGCAGCGCGCGUGGCUCUGAGGAAACUCUACGGCAUCACCGAGAACCGCAGACCGUGGGACUUCAGUGCACCCCGCGGGCAGCUUCAGAAGCCCAGCGCACAGGCUCUCACCAGCGGAUAAAUGACAGACUCCAGCGGUCAAUGUUUUGUACUGUGGCUUGAAGAGCAGAUUCCAGUGGGAGCCAAAAUAUGUACAUUCAUCAUCAUCUGCUUAUGUAGGUUGAAACUCGAUUUCAUUUGCUGAAAUGUGUCCGUCGGGUCACUGGAGUCCAAUUUAAUAUCCCAGAAAGACUGAAACUCUUGAUGUACCACAUACUAGGAUAAUUCAAAACAUCAUAUACAUCUACAUUAAGAGCAUUCAUCUGUUCUGCAGGUGCACGUUCUUUCAUCUAUUGCUGCAUAUUAUUGAUGGAUAUAAAUGGUAAGCUUCAUUGCUUAUAAAAGUUUGAACAAAAUGUUCCAUUUGAAGUGUUCAGUCUGGAUAGAACUUUUUGUGUUGUCAUGUAUACUGGUUUUGCUCAGUGGUUCUAAGUUGGUCACCAUAAAGAUGUUUGACUCAUCUAAUCAGCCAGAUUCUUAGUUGGCCAGCACGAGUGGUGAUUAGAAAUGCAGAUAACUGCUCUUCUGUUGUUAAACUAUAUUUAAUAUUAUCUUUGAAUAUUUUUUAUCUUACAGUAUUCAACCUACCGUUCUUUACAUCUUUACAUAAUCUUAAUGAACCCUAAUGAGUAAACCACCAUAUUCAUGUUUUAAAUGCCAGUCAAACUUAAUAAAAUGAACUUGUAAUAUAAA